Molecule: messenger RNA, 2134 nt
Organism: Emericellopsis atlantica
Lineage: Eukaryota; Fungi; Ascomycota; Sordariomycetes; Hypocreales; Bionectriaceae
Product: amino acid/polyamine transporter I
Exons: 2
Coding region: 449-2041 (530 amino acids)
Biological process (GO): amino acid transmembrane transport
Cellular component (GO): membrane
Molecular function (GO): L-amino acid transmembrane transporter activity
Source: RefSeq, a predicted model, not a curated record
CUCCACAGCCCCGAUCGCGUCAUCGGGGCUAGUCGGGGCUGCCGGCCGACGGGAUACCGGGCAGUUUUUCACUCUUCAAUGCUCUUGCAGGCACGGGAGCUCACAGGAGGAUCAAAUUCAGGUCGUCUUUCAAUAUUUGGUGUUGUCAAAAGGUUCAGGCUGUUCCCAGAGCAGCGACUACUACCAAGACUAGAACAACCGCUGCUCCCAGCUGUCCUCGCCUUGGCCCGGGUCGGAGGCAGGGCCCCACUCCCGGCGGCGGCCACGAUGGUGUGUUCCAUUGUGCUUCUAGCCUAGCCUAGUCUACGGGUCUUGGAGAAUUUCGAUGGAGAAUUUCGAUGGAGACUAACGACUGGACUCGUUGAGCAGAAUAUUCUGAUAUAUAGUAUCACUCGACGCCUGGCUUGUUCCAACCCCAACAUCCCUCAUCUUCACAUUAACGCCCAUUAUGAGUCUCCCCUCACGCCUGUCCGGCGAGAACAAGGACGACAUGGUCGUCUCUGACGGCACUGGCGCCGGCACCGACAUUGAGGAUGGCCGCCUCGAGGCUGCGCGCGAGGCCAAGCGGACCAUUGGCAUCACCACCGCCGCCUUCCUCAUCUUCAACCGCGUCAUCGGCACGGGCAUCUUCGCGACGCCCAGCGCCAUCCUCUCCCUCAGCGGCUCCGUCGGUCUCUCCCUCAUCAUGUGGCUCGUGGGCGGUCUCAUCGCCGCCGCCGGCACCGCCGUCUACGUCGAGUUCGGCACGGGCAUCCCCAAGAACGGCGGCGAGAAGAACAUUCUCGAGUACGUCUUCCGCAAGCCCAAGUUCCUCACCACCUCGCUCUACGCCGGCUACGUUAUCCUCCUCGGCUGGGCGGCCGGCAACUCAGUCGUCUUUGGCGAGUACAUCCUCCUCGCUGCCCGCGUCGAGCCUACGCAGUGGAACGGGCGUGGUCUCGGCAUCGCCUGUAUCACCAUCGCCUUUGUCAUCCACGGCACCGCCCUGAAGUGGGGAAUCCUCCUCCAGAACGUGCUCGGCACCAUCAAGCUCGCCAUCAUCCUGAUCAUCAUCGUCGCCCCCCUCGCCAAGCUCGACAAGACGACGGACAACCUCCAGAACGCCUUUGAGGGCACCUCGGGCAGCCCCUACGGCGUCGUCACCUCGCUCAACAACGUCAUCUGGAGCUACGUCGGCUACAGCAACGCCAACUACGCCCUCAGCGAGACCAAGAACCCCGUCCGCACCCUCAAGAUCGCCGCGCCUCUCGCCAUCGGCAGCGUCUCCGUCCUCUACAUGCUCGUCAACAUCUCCUACUUUGCCGGCGUCCCCAAGGCCGAGAUCAUCGCCAGCGAGCGCCUCGUCGCCGCCGCCCUCUUCCGCAACAUGUUUGGCCCCGCCGCCGAGCGCGCCCUCUCCGUCUUCGUCUCCCUCUCCGCCUUUGGCAACGUCCUCUCCGUCAUCUUCUCCCAGGGCCGUCUCGUCCAGGAGCUCGGCCGCGAGGGCGUCCUGCCCUUUGCUCGGUUCUGGGCCAGCAACCGGCCCUUCAAUGCGCCCCUCGCUGGGCUUUUCUGGCACUGGCUCAUCUGCGUCAUCACUAUUGUCGCGCCCCCGCCCGGCGACGCCUACAACUUUGUCCUCAACCUCAUCUCCUACCCGCUCGCCAUUGUCAACACUUUUGUCGCCAUUGGCCUUAUCUGGCUCUACCUCCACCGUCCCUCCAACGGCUGGAACCCCCCUGUCAAGGCCACCCUGCCCGUCGUCAUCUUCUUCCUCCUCAGCAACCUCUUCCUCGUCUGCGCCCCCUAUGCGCCCCCGGAAGACGGACAGAGCAUCUACAAGAGCAUGCCAUACUGGACACACAACGUCGUCACCUGGGGCGUAUUUGGGCUCGGCGGCGUCUACUGGGUCAUCUGGUCCAAGGUCCUGCCGCGGCUCGGCGGCUACAAGCUCGUGCGCGAGGCCCAGAUCGAUCCCAUUGACGGCUGGGAGAGGCAGGUCUUUGUGCACAGGCCUCUGCAUGAGACGUCCAGCACGGGCGGCGUCACGGAGGACUUGUAGGGGGAAACGCAUAGAGGAGGAGUCAAGGAGCAUUUUCAAGGCAAGCGAAAUGAUUUAACACACGAUACCACUUGAUAUAUCAAUUAAUGACAC